AUGCCUCGCGUUAACGGAGUGGGAGUUCAGGUUGAGGACACCAAAAUAUGCGUGGUUAUGGUCGGCUUGCCGGCUCGAGGCAAGAGCUUCAUUGCCCAGAAAGCCCAGAGGUAUUUACAGUGGCUUUCAAUUCCGGCAAAGACCUUUAAUGUCGGUAACUACCGGCGCAAUGAUGCCCCUCACCCGACGGCCGAUUUUUUCGACACUUCGAACCCCGAAGGCGAAAAAAAGCGCCGAGCCGCCGCUAAGGCCGCCGUUGCCGACAUGCUCGCGUGGUUCCGGCAGGGUGGUGUAAUCGGCAUUCUCGACGCAACCAAUUCCACCAAGGAGCGCCGGAGAUGGGUUUUGGACACGUGCAACCAGGAAGGAAUUGAGGUGUUGUUUGUGGAGAGCAAAUGCGACGAUGAGGCUCUCAUCAUGGCCAACAUCCGCGAUGUAAAGACGACGAGUCCCGACUACAAGGGCCAGGACCCCGAGACUGCUGCGCAGGAUUUCCGAAAUCGCAUCCGCAUGUACGAAAAGGUGUAUAAGUCUGUCGACGAAGACGGCGAUGAAAAUGACCUUACGUAUCUGAAAAUCAUGGAUGUCGGCAAGCAGGUCAUUAUCAACCGGAUUUCCGACUACCUGCAAAGCCGUGUUGUUUACUACCUCAUGAAUUUGCAUAUCCGUCCGCGAUCCGUCUGGCUUUCGAGGCAUGGCGAAUCGAUGUACAAUCUUGAUGGCAAGAUUGGUGGAGAUGCAGGCCUCUCCCCGAGAGGGGAGCAAUAUGCCAGAAAACUGCCAGACUUGGUCCGGCAAUCCGUUGGCGAUGACCGACCUUUGACUGUUUGGACAUCUACUCUGAAACGGACCAUUGCGACAGCCCGUUUCCUUCCUGGCGACUAUAACCAACUUCAAUGGAAAGCUCUCGAUGAGCUAGACGCCGGAGUCUGUGAUGGUCUCACAUAUCAACAAAUCAAAGACCAGCACCCGGAGGACUUCGCAGCCCGAGAUGAGGACAAGUACAACUAUCGAUACCGUGGCGGAGAGUCGUACCGUGAUGUGGUCAUCCGCCUCGAACCCAUCAUCAUGGAGCUAGAACGUUCGGAAGACAUUCUCAUCAUCACUCACCAGGCGGUAUUAAGAUGCGUGUACGCGUAUUUCAUGAAGAAAGACCAGGCGCAAAGUCCUUGGAUGAAUGUGCCGCUGCACACCCUGAUCAAGCUCACACCGAGAGCAUACGGUACGGAUGAGGUGAGAUAUCCUGCUAACAUUCCGGCAGUCAGCACUUGGAGAGGAAAGGGAAGCACAGCUAAGCACGAGGACCCUCUUCCCGAGGCGAUGUGA
This is a messenger RNA of Scedosporium apiospermum, 1326 nucleotides long. RefSeq lists its product as uncharacterized. NCBI's taxonomy places the organism in Eukaryota, Fungi, Ascomycota, Sordariomycetes, Microascales, Microascaceae. The record is from RefSeq and is a predicted model, not a curated record. Gene Ontology annotation, biological process: fructose 2,6-bisphosphate metabolic process; fructose metabolic process. Gene Ontology annotation, molecular function: 6-phosphofructo-2-kinase activity; ATP binding; fructose-2,6-bisphosphate 2-phosphatase activity. Gene Ontology annotation, cellular component: cytosol. The coding region runs from base 1 to 1326 and encodes 441 amino acids. The transcript is spliced from 4 exons.